Molecule: messenger RNA, 1486 nt
Organism: Neopsephotus bourkii (Bourke's parrot)
Lineage: Eukaryota; Metazoa; Chordata; Aves; Psittaciformes; Psittacidae
Gene: OSTM1
Product: osteoclastogenesis associated transmembrane protein 1
Exons: 6
Coding region: 1-930 (309 amino acids)
Cellular component (GO): cytosol
Source: RefSeq, a predicted model, not a curated record
AUGGCGCCGCUGCUGUGGCAGGUGCUGUUGCCCGCCCUGGCGCUCGCCCUCGGCCCCUCGGCCACCGGAGGGUCGCGCCGGCUCCCGGCGCUGGAGGCGCUGGGCGAGGCGGAGGAGCUGGCGGAGGAGCUGUGGGGGGCGGGGCUGCCCGGAGACCUGCCCGAGCUGGAGCCCGAGUGCCGCCAGCUCCUCGCCGACUUCGCGGAGGGCAGCGCGGCGCUGACGGGUUGCCUGGGCCGCAGCGCCCGCCCGGUGCGGCUGUGCCAGGCCUGCCAUCCCCACUACCGGCACCUCCUCGCACAGUACGGCAACAUCGCCCGUGCCGUUGGGAAUUCUUCUGAGAGCCACAAUUGUGCCAAAAGCAUCUUGACCUCAGACAGGCUGCAAAUAGUUGUGACCCUUUCUGACUUCUUCAAUGAAACCUGGGAGGCAGCCAACUGUCCAAAUUGUUUAAAGAACAACAGUGAGGGAUUAUCAGAUUCUACUGUAGAAUUCCUGGAUUUAUUCAAUAAAUCUCUGACAUGUUUUGAACAUAACCUUCAGGGACAAACCAUCCAUCUGUCACCAAAUAACUACACAGAAGUAUGUAAAAACUGCAACGAAACCUACAAGAUGUUGAAUGACCUGUAUAACAACUUGCAAAGAUUGAACAGGCAAGGUGGUGAGUCUGGGCACUCUGCACACUUGUGUAUCGACGUGGAAGAUGCAAUGAAUAUCACUCGGAAGCUUUGGAGUAGGACUUUCAACUGUUCUCUUCCCUGCAGUGAUACAGUCCCAGUGAUUGCAGUUUCAUCCUUUAUUCUCUUCCUACCUAUUGUUUUUUAUCUUAGUAGCUUCCUUCACUCAAAGCAGAAGAAGCGGAUACUCAUUUUGCCCAAGCGCAUCCAGUCAAAUGCCAGUCUUGUGAACAUCCAAGAAAAAUACAGCUGAGCUGCAAAACAAAACCUGAGAACUGCUGCUGGUAUACAGUGGGUACAAUUGUGUUGGAAUGAGGCCGGCACAAAAGAGGAGUUAAUUACGGUUUAGUGUAAUGAUACAGAGCAACACAAGUUAAACAAAAUGCUGUCUGACUUCUAAGCGAGCAUAUUAACAAACAUGACAAGGCAGGGCUGUGUGACACUGUAUGGACUCUGGUUUUGGAAAAUCUGUGGUUUUUUUCCUUUCAGUCUUGAGUUGAAGCUGGUUUUUCUGUUUCUAAGCUUUUGUACUUCUCAUCAGUAGAGUAGCUGCACUUCUCUUGCAUAGUCUUGUUUCAUAUUUAUCUUAUUUGCUUCCUAGAAACCUAAGAUUCAGAAUCUUUUUGAGGUGAUUUUUGUAGACAGACAAAACUUGAAAUAAUAUUUGAUGUUCCUGCUUGAAACAUUAGGUUAAAUUCUCCAUAACACUCAGUCUUGCCAGUCUUGGGAGGGACAGGAAAUCUUUAAAAACAUCCCCAUCUUUCCUAUACUCCUCUCAAGUCAUGCUGCUGGUAUCAGUUAAAAGAAAA